Pneumocystis murina B123 is the source of this 808-nucleotide messenger RNA. RefSeq lists its product as hypothetical. The record is from RefSeq and is a predicted model, not a curated record. NCBI's taxonomy places the organism in Eukaryota, Fungi, Ascomycota, Pneumocystomycetes, Pneumocystales, Pneumocystaceae. Gene Ontology annotation, biological process: riboflavin biosynthetic process. Gene Ontology annotation, molecular function: 5-amino-6-(5-phosphoribosylamino)uracil reductase activity. Bases 1 to 795 code for a protein of 264 amino acids. The transcript has 2 exons.
AUGGAUCAAUUAAAUAAAAUGGAACAGUUAAAUAAUGAAAUUAAAGAAUUUCUAUCGCCAUAUCUACCAUCUUUGAAGUCAAACGAUAUGAAUAUUAAGCGGCCUUUUUUAACAUUAACAUAUGCUCAAUCACUUAAUAGUAAAAUUGGUACAAAAACAACUUCUCCACUUAUUCUUUCAUGCUUAGAAUCAAAAACAUUAACACAUAAGCUUAGAGUAGAACAUGAUGCAAUACUAGUUGGUGCAGGGACAGUAGAAAGCGAUAAUCCAAAAUUAAAUGCACGAAUUUCUGGAUCCUCAGAACUUCAUUAUCCUCUUGAAUUACAGCCUAUUCCUAUUAUAUUAGAUCCUAAUUUCCAACUUAAAUUAACACAUGAAUCAAAAAUUAUUCACGUAGCUAAAAAUAAACAGGGGCGUCCUCCAAUUAUUCUUGUAUCAGAAGACGUUAAUUGUAAUUCAUGUUGUAAAUCAUUGAAUGCUUUAGAAUCAGUUGGGGGGGAAAUUGUUAGAGUAAAAACAAAUGUAAAUGGUAUGUUUGAAUGGCAUGAUAUUCUUUGUACACUUUUAAAAUUGAAAAUUGAAAGUGUUCUGGUAGAAGGAGGUGCAAGUGUAAUAUCUUCACUAUUAAAAGAAUGGAAAUUAAUUGAUUCGAUUAUAAUUACAAUAUCACCAAUAUUUGUAGGAGAUAAUGAUGGCAUCGGUAUUGAAGGAAUUAAUAGUCUUUGUAAAGUCAGAAAUAUAUCAUGGAAAACUUUUGGCAAAGAUAUCGUUUUUGCCGGAAACUUAUCCCUUUAAACUUAAUAAUGAC